Molecule: messenger RNA, 8293 nt
Organism: Coccinella septempunctata (seven-spotted ladybird)
Lineage: Eukaryota; Metazoa; Arthropoda; Insecta; Coleoptera; Coccinellidae
Product: small subunit processome component 20 homolog
Exons: 14
Coding region: 121-8220 (2699 amino acids)
Cellular component (GO): 90S preribosome; nucleolus; small-subunit processome
Source: RefSeq, a predicted model, not a curated record
UUCAAAUGUAGUGAAAUCUGAGGGUGUUUUGCUCAAAGAUAUUAUUUGGUUUUGCUACAAUCCGUAAUGAAAAUUGCCUUGCAGAAAUUAAUAUAUUUGAUUUAAAUUGCAGUUUCAAAAAUGAAAAGUAAAUCAGGAAGACAUAAAGACGAAAAUACGUUCAAAUUUCGAACGUUUUCUGAGCGGAUAUCUGCGAUUAAUGUUGAUGUUAUCCAUCGGGUGAAACAUGUUAACGAAAAAACUUCAGAAGAAAUAAGCUAUUUCUAUCAAGAUUUUGAAAAAUGGGAUGUCCUAAAUAUCACAGAAGGAUAUACUUCCUUUAAAAAGGAAAUCAAAAUAAAUUUACUUGUCACCCUUCCUCAAAUUAUUGCUCAUAAAGAGCAUAUAGUGAACACUUUAUUGAAAUAUCUGAAACACAAAAAUCCUUUAUAUUUACAACCCUUGUUGAGUUUAACCGCAUCUUUGGCCAGUGAUCUGAGAGAAAAUUUUUAUGAGCACUAUCAUGAUUUUUAUGAUAUACUUAUUGAACUGUUGGAAACAAAAGAUACAGAACAAUUAGAAUGGGUUUUCCAAUGUCUGGCAUAUUUCUUUCAUAAAUUAUGGAAAUGCUUGGUGAAAGAUUUUAAGAAGAUUUUUCUCUCAUUAUUGCCAUUAUUAUCUGAAAGUAAAGCGGAAUAUAUCAAUAAUUUUGCUGCUGAAUCAUUCACAUUUGUUACCAGGAAAGUGAAGGACAGAAAAUAUUUAUUGGAUUUGAUUUUGAAAACUGUGAAUAGGAAAAAAGAUGGUAUCAGAGGAUGUGGUAGAUUAUUUUUCGAAGUUAUCAAAGGUGUUAAUGGGCAAUUACACAGUUGUGCAGGAGAAUUUCUUCAACUUCUGUUUGAAUCUCUGCCAGAGUAUGAGAAUUUCUUAAUAGAAAUAUUAGAAUAUACAAUUGCACAUAUAACUGACUAUGUAUCACCACAAAAAUCAGAAAUAUUCUGGAGUUGCAUCUUAACAGCUUUGUCUAAAUCCAGAGAGAAUUGGAAUGAACUAAAAGAUGAAAAUAACUUGAGAAGUAUAGAACACUUAUUGAAGUUGUUAGGACAAGCUAUUGAACAUAAACAUGGAAAAAUUGUUCACAAUCUUAACAGAAUUAUACAAGAGAUAGUUCCUAUUUUGUCAAUGGAAAUCUUACCAGAACAUGUAGUAGUAACUCUUGUGAAAGUUGUGAUAGUUAUUCUCUUAUCAGAUAAUCUUAGGCUUACUCAAGAAGAAGCUGUCCUUUUGGUAAAAAAUACACUGGCAGUGAAAAAUGAGACAGCAAAGUUGUAUUUUGUGGAUAAUAUUACAGAAUUUUCCUGCUUCAAACCAAUGGUCCUUCCCCAUUUUCUGAAGAGUUGUGCAGAGAAAAACUUUGAGAAGAAUUAUUUGAGAACAUUGACAAAUGUUAUAUUAAAAAAAGCACCCUUGGCAAAUGAUGGUAUCAAAUUAAGAAGUUGGUCUAAGUAUCCCUUAAACAUUAAAUCAAAUGAAAAUAGUCAAGAAAUAGAGCUUUCUCUACUGAAUGUUAUUGAGGAAGGACUGGAUAAAGAAAGACUUUUCUGCACAUUAGUUUGUAUACCACAUCUAAGCUUAAAAGACAUUGAAAAAUUCAAACAGAUUAUUGGAACGCAGAUCCUUAAAUUGCUUGAAAAAUGUGCCAAAGAUGAGAAGGAGAAAUUUUUUUUCUUGAAUUUACAUAUUGAAUGCUUAUUACAUUUGAAUAAUAACGAUUUCUUCAAGGAAAAUUUCCAGAAAAUUAUGAAUGUUCUGUUACCUUUAGUGGAUGAAAAGUCCAUUUUAGGAAUAUUGAAAAUAAUGAGCUUGGUGAUUCUAGCUGUUGAAAAUCAAGAGUUUAUCAAUAUCGAAACCCUCAAGUUCCUAAAUGAAUAUUUUGAACCAUAUUUUUGCUCACCAUUCCAUGAGAUUCGGCUACUUACUACAUUCAUCUACACAUUGUUUGAAGACAUACCUGAAUUUGAUCUUGUGCACUCCACUGAUCCCGAUUCUAUCAAAGAGAAAUUCGAAGUAUUCACGAUAUGCCAUUCUAUAGAAUCUAUUGAUCCACAAAUAAGCACUUAUCACAGCCAAAUAAGAAGUUUAGAAAAACUAAGCUUUGAAAAACCUCAAAUGCUUAUGUGCCACCAAACAGAUUUCAAGGCCAUUCCUUUGAGAUAUAUUUGUGGCGUAUUGUACAUGAACUUUCAACUCUUGUGGCAACACACUUUGAACAUUGUAGAAACACAUGCUCAUGGGUUGAAUAUAUCCUGUUUUUGGAAUGUUUAUGGGGAGCAAUUAAGAAGAGUUGAUGAAUACGUGCUCAAUGGAUUUUCUCUAACAAUUGAUGAAAUGGAAUGCGAAUAUAGCACUUUGAAGUUAUUCUAUGAAAAUUGGCAAAAAUCUGACUCCAAACCAGAUUUUGCAAACUAUCGAUUGUUGUUGUGGAAAGGACUGUCUACAUUCCCUGAUAUUGGUGAAGCUAAAACUAAAGAUAUUUCUAGUUUACUCCUCAAAUUUUAUGAAAAAGAGUUUACAAAGUACAAUGCUGAACUAGCAUAUACAUGGAAUAUAAAACAAAAAGAUCCUGAAUCUGAAGAAGCUUUGGAUCCUGAGGAUGAUGCAGAAAAUGAAGAACACACUGUUAAACCUGUUGCCAACAAAGCAGCAAAAGUGAAUGGUAAAACUAAAUUGAGAACAUUUUUGCAGUAUCUAUCAGUAUUUUCAAAGGUCAAAAGUCCCCAAUCAAUGUAUCGAGAAGUAGAAUUGUACAAAUUAUACUAUGAUUUGCUUCAGCAUAAGAAUUCGCAAAUUCAGAAAGCUGCUUUGGACUGUUUACUAACGUAUAAAAAAAAAUUCAUUGUGCCUUACAAAGAAAACUUAUACAAUCUCAUAGACGACAAAGGUUUUAAGAAUGAAUUGGCCACUUUCAAUUUGGAUCGAGAAGGAUCCACCGUUGUAGAGGAGCAUCGAGAUGAUCUUAUGGAAGUUGUUCUGAGAAUUGUUUAUAGUAAAAUGAAUGCAAAAAUAGGAAUGAGAACUGGUGGCAAAUCAGCAGGUCAGCACAGGAGAACGUUGGUACUCAGAUUUUUAGGCGGUUGUCAUGAAAGAGAAAAGUUGAUUUUCAUAAGAAUGAUAUUUAAGUUCUUCGAUAGAUAUCUUACGGAAGAUUUGAAUGAUUUGACUGAAAAUGUCGAUUUGGAACAUUUCAUUCCACCAAAGAGAUUACAGAGCUCGAUGAAUAUGCUCAAUGUGAUAUUGGAACAAUUUGGCGAUUCUUUAGCAUGUGAAUUGCUGGAUAAUCUUCUACAUUAUAUUUUUGUCAUAGGAUCGUUUAUAAAAGGUGCUUUUAAACAAAUAUCUAAUGUACAUAUUGGUUACCAAUCUGCCCUCAGAAUUCUACGUACAGGUGCUACUAAAUUGGUGUGUUCAUUUUUUCAAAAAUUCCAACAAUAUGGUUGGAACAGUAAGCAGAUAGAUAAUAUAUUUGAUAUUUUCAUAUGGCCAUAUUUGGAUAAAUUGAAUACAGAGGGCAUUCAUAGCCCAACAGCCCUAUUGAAAUUAUUUGUAUUAUGGGGCUCAGAUCCGAAAUAUUUUCCAUUAUUGGUAAAACACAGGAAUGAUGACAAAACGGAAUAUAUUCUUCCUAAGAUUAUGGAAUUAUUAGUCAAUGAAAAAUCUCAACACAGUGUAGUACAAGCCAUAAUGGAAAUGGUUCAACAUCUGCUAAUAUAUGUAGAAGAGGAGAACAAACCAUCACUACCUAUUACUAAUAUUCUUGAUAUAAAUCAAAGCAUAAUUGACAGAAUAAAAAUCAAUGAUAAACUGAAUUAUGGCAGCUGUAUAUUGUUACCACAUGUACCAAGUGUUCUACUAAGGAUUCAAAAAAGUUUAGAAAAGAAAAACAAAAAUUUAAGUAGACUAGAAAUCUUCAUUCUCUCAAGAAUUUCUGAAUUAGUUUGGGAAGCUGAUAUAAGUGAAUACACACUCAAACUGUUACUACCUGUUGUUUUGAAAAAAUGUCACGUGAACAUCAGUGAAGAUAUUGUUAAUCAAUAUUUGAUUACCAUAAAAAAUUUGCUCCAAAAUGUUGAUGAUUCCACAAAAUUCUUGGAAAAAAUAUCUUUGCUAUUUGGUGAGGUUGGUUGUACUUCAGGAAGAAAAAGGCUUCAAGAAAUCAUCCAAGUGAUGGUUCAUAAAUCGGAUGACCCAGAGUUAGUUUUGUUGAAGAACAUCAUAGAAGAACUCAAUGCAUAUAAUGCCAGAUGGCUAGAUCAACCAGAUUUUGAGAGGAGGCAUAAUGCUUUCAAAACAAUUCAUUCAUUGUUGGAAAAGGAUGAGAUCAAUCUUCGAUUGGGAGUGCUAUUGAUAUUCAAUUCCUACUACUUUUUGAGCACGGAAUCUGAUUUAUCUAUAAAAGAAAAUUCAUCACAUUUACUCAAAACCCUGUGUCCUUAUUUGUUGAAGAAAUAUCAGAAAUCAAGGAAGGAAAAUGAUUACUUACUGGAGACUAUGUUCAAUUUGAUUCGCAGAGGCAUGAAAAACAAAAACGAGGAUAUACGAAAUGAAUGCAUAUCUUUACUAGGACAUAUGGCAAGGAAGUGUCCAGAGAAUCACUUCAUUUUGAGAGACUUGCACUUGUUCACGAAUGAAAAUGAUAUUGAAGUUGAUUUCUUCGAGAAUUUGAUUCACUUACAAAUACAUCGUCAUGGUAGGGCAAUGACCAAAUUAUGUCAAAUAUUAAAGGAACUGGAUGUUAUGAUAAAUGUGCAAACUCUGACACGGUUCAUACUUCCUUUAGUGUCACAUUAUUUAAUGAAUGAGAAAUAUGCUAGUAGACACACUCUUAUUGACACAGCUAUAGAAACUAUAGGUGUUUUGUGCCGCAUUCUUCCUUGGCAUCAUUAUGAAGGUUUACUGAAGUUUUAUCUGAGCAAAUUAAGAAGCCGUAUUGUUCAUCAGAAACAGCUGGUUAGAUUAACGGUUGUUGUGCUCAACUCAUUUCAUUUUGACCUAAGUAAAGCUCAUUCUAAUGCCGAUAUAGAAAAGCGCCAAAGUGAAAAUGACAUCUCGAAACACAACGAAGAAGAAACCAAACCUGAUGAUAAGGAAGCAACCGAAAUAGGGGAAGCUACGGUUGAAGAAGAUAUUGGAGAGGUCCUUGAAAGUCUCGAAGUUGAUGAGGAAGGAGAGGACGAUAACGAUGAGAUACCUGAGGAGAAAUCGGUCAAGAUAUGUGAAAAAAUUAAUGUUCUCUGCAAAUCGACUGCUACACGAGUGGUUUAUACAAUUCGGACUGUACUGCUUCCCCAACUACACAGGGCACUAGCUGAGAUGACACAUAAUGAUAGCUCACACAAAAUCAAUCGAAAGUUGACCAGAAAUGAACAAGAGGAGGAUGAUCUAAUCAAAGUACCACUAUCGCUUGCUGUUGUGAAACUUUUGCAGAAGUUGCCUCCGAAAAUAUUAGAACGUAAUCUGCCAGGAAUUUUCAUGAAAACUUGUACUUUCCUGAAAUCACAUCUUGAGAGUGUGAGAAAAGUAGCUAGGGAAACUUUGCAAGAAAUGAUGCUCACACUUGGACCAUCGUAUUUGGGGGCACUGCUCGGUGAAAUGGCUCCUCUACUGCAGAAAGGCUAUCAAGCUCAUGUGUUGGUAUAUACCGUGCAUGGGGUUUUGAAUUGUUUGAAACCGCACUAUAAACCCAAGGAUAUAGAUGUUAUACUACUAACUGUUCUAAAGCUGUGCAAUACUGAUUUAUUUGGAAUAUUAUCGGAAGAAAAAGAAGUGGCCAAGAUAAUAGUAAAAACAUCAGAAGCCAAAUCGUCCAAGAGCCUGUCUAUUUAUCAGAUACUAGCCCAAUUCAUCACAGAGAAAUGUUUCUUGGACUUGGUGCUUCCGAUAAAAAAUAUUUUGGAGAGUUCAACGUCAUUCAAAACAGUAUUCAAAGCUCAAGAAUGUCUCAAUAGUAUGGCAAUAGGUCUUGUUGAUAACCAGUUUGUGUCGCCCGAAUCACUGAUGAUGUUUGCGUUUGGAAUAGCAUCAGAAAAGAUCACGCAAUUGAUACCUGGCAAAAACAAGCAGGAACUAACCGAAAAAGAAAAGCUUUUGCUCCAAAUGCAGAAACCUGAUUGCUUUAUUAUACCUAAAGCGCCAGUUGGAAGAGCAGGUGUACGAGUGAGCAAUGUGAAAAAUUCUGACAAGGCAAAUGCUCAUCAUCUUGUUUACUUUGGAUUAACUCUCUGCUGUAAAUUAUUGAAGAAAGAUGUGUUGGUUAAACAAGACCAUCUGUCAUUCUUGGAUCCUUUUGUGGAAUUAUUUAAGGAUUGUUUGAAGUCGAAACAUAUCAAGUUGUCCACUGUAACAUUGAAGUGCCUGACAUUUAUUUUCAAAUGGGAAUUACCUUCACUUAAGAAACAUAUAAAAGAAAUAACAUCUGAUAUAUUCUCCAUUUUGCACAAAUAUGCAGUUGCUGGAUUGAGUAAAGGAGAAAAUUUCGACUUGGUGGUGGUGUCAUUCAAGGCCAUGUCAGUUCUAUUGAGAGAUGUAAAAUACCACAUAAUUGAUCAGGAUCAACUAAAGAUACUUUUGUGUUACGUUGAAAAAGAUAUGUACGAUUAUGAUAGACAAGCAGUUGCCUUUAAUUUACUCAAAGCUAUUUUGAUACGAAAACUGAUUGUGUCUGAACUGAGCGAAAUUAUGGAGAAAGUCGCUGAACUGAGUAUAACGUCAGAAAUGGAUCAUGUGAGAAAUCAGGCAAGAGAUGUAUUCCAUAAAUACCUGAUGGACUACCCGCUAGGAAAGGAGUUGGAGAAACAUGUGUCGUUUUAUCUCUCUCAAACUAGUUUCGAAUUGCAAUAUGGCAGGGAAUCUGCUCUUGCCAUGCUGAAAACUCUUAUCGUCACGUUUCCUUUGAAAGAACUGAAUUCAUUUAGUGGAACAAUUUUAAUCAUCCUCGGUGCCCGAUUGGUGAAUGAAGAAGUGCCACAAUUGAGGAAAACUGUAGCAGCCUGCUUAACCACAAUGUUGGAAAGGUUAUCCAAUGCAGACAGGCAACCAUUAUUUGAAAUUGUCUUAUUGUGGUUUUCAGAUAAAAACAUAAAUCAUAGAAGAUUGGCAGCUCAGCUUUUAGGUGUGUUCGUGAAUAUAGAAAAAGUAACCUUUGAAUCAAGGUUACCAAUCAUAAUUCCACUGAUAUUGAAACAAUUUGGCUUGGAUGAUACACCCGGAAAGUUUGUUAAAGUUAAGGAUGCAAACGAAGAUACUUCAGAAAAUGAGGAAAAAUUGAGGAUAAAAGAUCAUUUUUACUUUCAAUUACUACAACUCCUACUGAAAAUUUGUAAACAUUGUCCGAAUUUCUUGAAGCAAAAAGAAACUAUCAAUAAUUUGGCAUCACAUUGUCAGACAUUAUUGAAUUAUCCGCACGAUUGGGUUCGCCUUGCAGCCUGUCAAUUUAUAGGUUUUGUUUUGUCCAUAACUGAUAUUGGACAUUUAUCUAAUUUACUAAUUAAUGGAGAAAGUGACAGUUCAGGCUAUCUCUCAAGUGACCCGCAUGGUUCCCUCAAAUCUUUAACACUUGACCUUUGUGAUCAGCUACAACCUGAAAAUUUAAAGACCGAUCUAGCAGAACAGGUUAUAAAGAAUUUAGUGUUUGUUGCAAGAGUUUUACAAAAUAUUCCUCUGAAGGAAGAGGAAUCUGAUGUGAUGCAAAUAAAUCUUUUGUGGCUAUGCAAAAGAUUAAGAAAAAGCGUUAAUAUGGAAGUGGUUCAGUGUUCAUCUAGUAUUGUCAUACGAACAGAAGUUUUCAAAUGGAUUGCUGCCAUAACCACUGUAUUAGAAGUAGAUAAGUUAUUACCUAUUCUGCAUCAUUUGAUGGCUCCAUUGGUUCGUGAAAUGUUAAUGAUUGGUGAGAAAAAUACUUUCUUACGGCAACUCAGUAAAGAAGUUGGGAACAAAAUAAAAAAGAAAAUAGGACUUGAAACUUACACUGAAACCUUAAAUAAAUUACAACAAACCCUAUCAGCUAAAAGGGCAGAAAGGAAGAGAUCUAGAAAUCAACUGGCUGUAGUUGAUCCUGCGUUACAUGCUCAAAAAAAGAUAAAAAAACAGGAGAAGAAAAAAGAUUCCAGAAAGAGAAAAAUGGUGGAGCUGAAAGGAAAGAAAAAUUUCAAGAGGAGGAAAGUAGUCGACUUGGAAGAUUUUUAAAAUUAGAUUUACACAUGAAAUUCUGUAUAAAAAUGUAUAUAUUGGUUAUAUAAAGUAAAAUUAUUAAUUAUAA